AUGCAUGAUCAAGUGCCAAGUGCUAUGCAGGUGCCAUCCUCUUCGCCAAGUGCUGAUCAUUCUUCUGCAGAUAUGUAUUAUACCAAUGUUCUUUUCGGCCAUCCUCUCUUUGCACCAUCUGCUCUAGUUCGGCGAAAUGCUGAAAGCAACAGUCAAACUCAGCAACUUGUUGUUCCAAGUGAUGCGUUACGUGCAUUUAAUGAGGAUUUUAUUGAAUUGGAUGUACAUUCUGAUUCUGCACACACCUCAUCUGAUGGUGAUUUGAAUGACCACAAUCUUGUUGAUAGUCCUCCAGCAUCUUCUCCAUCGGCCUUUCAGAAUAAUUCGGCAAUGGAAAACCCACUCGAUGGUAUGUAUCAGGCCCCGUCGUUCUCCAGUAUAGAAGAAUCCUUGCCCCGAGAGCCCGAGAAAAAUGGCUCCAACUCUUCACUGCCUACUUGCAGUGUUUUCCAAUCCUCAUAUCUCACUGCAACUGUUGACAACUCCUCUGGUUAUGAUGUUUUUCUCAUGCGUGAGCACGAUAUUGCUCCUGGCAAUUCGAUGACUAGCACUGUGGUGAACUUAUUGCGCGGUUGUAAUCUCCUGGACAGUCAUACUUUGGAGGAUUUAUGUAACUACCUCCCAAUCUUGCGUCGCAAAUACCCGCCUCUUACCUCCAAUCUCCUCACUAUACCAGCUUCCCAACCUCCCGCCAACACCUGCACUGUCAAUGCGAGACGUGAUCAGGUCCAACAGACAUCGUCCAGCUUGCUAUCCCGUCCGCCCUGCCCCGCUAGUGAAACAGUGGCGCCGCUUACCCCAGUGGCUCCAUGCGGAGGACGUCUGGUGGACUACCUCCUCACUUGCUCCCGUCUAGGCUCAACCGCUCUUGCCGAUUUUCUUCCUCUCGAAGAUGACAUUUUCUCCACCGGCCACACGCACCUCUUACCCUUGGAUUGGCGCCGUGGUCGCUCUGAUGGUCUGGUGUGUCUGGCCGGCGUCUCGCGCUCUGUCGGACUCCGAGUGGUGGGUCGCUUUGUCACCGACUGGCAGUCCUGCGCGUCACCUGGCCUCCGAACCCACACAGACUCCCUCGGUCGCUGGCUCGCUGAGUGGAUUCGCGCAGGAGCUGUGGUCUUCUUCGCUCAACUUGAUUCACCCCAAAGAGAUCCCCAUUCCUCCUCCAUGCGGUGCCAAGGUACCUCCAAUAGCAGUGGUGGAUGCUGCGAACUUGCUUGGCGACAUCGAUUGAUAUACGGUGUCACUGGCUAUUUCAUGGGCAUCCAGGACGCCUUUUAUAAACCUCGGACAACAUGUCUCAAUCUUGGUCUUUCCUGUCUUAUUGCGGGUGAGGACUUUGUUCAAGUCUCCUCCUCCAGUGAAUCACCUCGCAUUCCUUGCACAAUUUCUUGCGUCUCCCGAUUAAUUGACCUUCGUCGCUUGCGCCAUCCUAAUAUCGUGCGCUACCUUGAUGCCCAAUGCGACAAACACCGACGCAUCUAUCUUGUUACAGAGCAUUACGCAUCUGAUUUCAGUCAACUAAAUCCCCCAGUCACAAAGCGGUCGGAUUUCAACUGGCUAUUGAGGCGAUUUCAUGAGUGUUUAUGCGCCCUGACUUAUUUGGAGUCUCAUGGGAUUAUACACGGGUGCCUAAGUCCGUCAGCUAUCCUUAUUGAUAAUUUUGGGCGAGUUAAGAUCGCUGGUUAUGGAGUUUUAUAUGCUUCCCGGUGGGGAUUAGAUCUCGACUUUCCCGUUGUGGACUUACGUUAUUCCUCUCCAGAAACGCUUUUGUUUUCUGGAUCAUGCUUGCAGCUUGCGUCAUUAGAAUCCGCUACACCACCUUGUCUCCUCGACACGCGAUCCGAUCUUUGGUCAUUGGCACUGAUAUUUGUGGAACUUUUGCAUUUCCCACUUCAAACCUUCAGCACAGAAACACUGCUCAAGACACUAUUUACUGCUCUAGAUUCCAACUACUCUUUUUUCGCUCACAUUGCUACGUCCAAUCAAGGAAGCUUAACUCAACUCAGUAAAUGGAUGAACACACUUGAUGACAUUUGCAAGUUGUGUCUGGUACUUGACGCUCGCCACCGGUCACCGUUGACAGAAAUCAUAUCCAAGUUUUCGGAAGGCUUUAAUAACUUCUGCAUAAUCGAUUUUGAUUCAACGAUUAUGACUCGAGACGAUCCCGCUGAGAGUUACUACUACUGGCAAUUAGCCGGUGGCGGCGUGGAUUUAGCCUCUACCUUUCUCAAGGGGGUCAGUGGUAGCGAUUGCCUUCGACCACCAAUUCUUCAUCUGCCUCUCUAUCUCACCGGCCUCUCUCCUUCCGAAAGAGCCUCCUGGGGUGGACCUUUCGAACUCUGGUCAUCUAGUAGUCAGCCCGCUCGACUCAAGUUUUGUCCCAUCGUCGUACCGCUUCCUGCUGAGCGCCUUCUCAAACGUCUUGCUCUCAUGCCGACGAAGUCCCUCUAUCCCCUUCUCUUCCCCCAUUCCUAUUCCUGCCUCGGUGGAGAUGAGGAGGGAAAACUCAACAUAAUUGAUAGUCUCGCGCUGACCGGUGUUGAAGACUGUUGGCAAGAGCAGCAGAAUCGGGGCACUUCGCUCUUGAGCCAUCUGCCCAAACACAAACUACGUGUGACUGACUCCUAUGACGCAAUGAUCUUCCAGCCAGUCCUGGUGAAGCAGGCUGAUGUGGAGUAUCAAGUGAUGCGAGUGUGUCUCUUUCGACGUCUUCUUACUGGGAUGCCAUCCACUGCCACGCGCCUGCUCCUUGAGGCCCGAUUUGACAUCCCACCCUUCCUCAGAACAGAGGUUUGGGCAGCCCUUCUGGGUGUUGAAUCAGGUUACCAGGAUGAUACUAGUCGACGGAAAGUAGAAGCAGCUCUCUCCGUUGCAAUAGCAGCAGGCUCAUUCCAUUCGCGAAUUUCCACCCAAGGAAUUGGUCUCUCUGAUCAGGUAAUGGGACAGAUCAGUGUCGAUUUACCACGUUGUCAUGCCUACGAUCUGCUGAUUGGGUCUCCGCUCGGACAAGAGCGACUUCGUUCUGUUCUGGUAGCCACAUUGCUGGCUAAUGACGAUCGAUUCGAGUACACUCAGAAUUGCCUCUCCACGUGGCCAGCACAUGUGGACGUAGUGGCACCAGGGAUAACAGUGAAAGGCGAUGUAAGUUCGACGAGUACUGGUGGUGGUAGACUCUCUUCCCCCUCCACCAGCUUUAAACGCAACGAGGUGGACUACCGAAGUAUCACCUCCAGUCUGGUGCCUCUCAUCGAUCCGAGUGAUGCCCUCCAGCAGCUCUCUCGUAGUGACUGUGUCCUAGUCGACAUGAGGAGCAAGGAGGAGUACAGUAGUGGGUGCUUAAUGCACUCCAUUCACUACUACCCUAUCGAGGUGGAAGCUGGUGUGACCUGCUUGACAGGCAGUCAGUUGUGGCUGGCGGCUACGGCCGCACGCAACGCUGCAAGUCCUCGUGGCUUCGCCUCAGCGCACUCACCUGGCCUAGUGAUGCUUCUGCAAUACGGAUCCACUCUCGGUGAUGCUAAGGAUGAAUGCGAAACUGGGAAUGAUGAUGACGCCGCCCUCACACUCGCCUGCUGUCUCAUUCAACGCUCCAUUGAUCGCGUCUGCGUCGUCAAGGGAGGGUUGGGCAGCUUGGUGAGUGGUUCUGCGCGGCCAGAUCCAGUUCCGGGGCCGUCAAGCGUCCGAACAACAACUCCCGUAAGACAGGGAUCUAAAAGUACUCCAGCGCCUGUUUUAUCCUCGGAACAAGAGAGAAAACAGCCGCAUCCCAGUCCGUGGGCAUCAAUUGCCCGGGCGGUCACUGUCACAGAACAGGGAUCGGCGAGUGCCACUUCACUCGUUUCUGCGUUCGGACAAGCGGAAGAAAAACCGACCUGUUCACUUAGACCACCACAGAGUCAAGAAUCUAUCCAACCGACGGAGGUCAACCUGCCGGACGCAGUUCCAAUCGGUGCUGAAUUCUAUAGUGUCGUGUAUCAAAACGUUGCUUCUUAUCCCCUCGUUGUUGACGUUUUGCUAGAUGACUUGUCAGAAGACAUUCUGGAGCAAUUUUCUCUCAUCAAACUGGAACCUGGUUCGUCUGCAGUUUCGCAUUUCCCAUUAUGCUUUGUGUCUAAUGGGCUGGAUUUUAGUGAUGCUUCUGUUCCGUUUUGCUGCUGA
This is a messenger RNA of Echinococcus granulosus, 4158 nucleotides long. RefSeq names its product TBC domain-containing protein kinase-like protein. NCBI's taxonomy places the organism in Eukaryota, Metazoa, Platyhelminthes, Cestoda, Cyclophyllidea, Taeniidae. Gene Ontology annotation, biological process: protein phosphorylation. Gene Ontology annotation, molecular function: ATP binding; protein kinase activity. The transcript has 11 exons. The record is from RefSeq and is a predicted model, not a curated record. Bases 1 to 4158 code for a protein of 1385 amino acids.